Molecule: messenger RNA, 391 nt
Organism: Ctenocephalides felis (cat flea)
Lineage: Eukaryota; Metazoa; Arthropoda; Insecta; Siphonaptera; Pulicidae
Exons: 1
Coding region: 17-367 (116 amino acids)
Source: RefSeq, a predicted model, not a curated record
GAACGAGCAAGUUGUAAUGAGGAGAACCAAAGUCAGAGUCAACAGACAAGUUGUUUCUGCCAAUUUGGAGCAGCUGGAUGUGACUUCUAGCAAGCCUCCGAUUAAUCCGAUGAGAGGAAAAUCAGCAAAAGCUAUCGAAACCCAGCUUUUGCAGCAGGCUGAGCAAAAUUUGGACAAUCAGAGAAAGUUGGAGAGGAGCAAAUCGGCUAUGGAGUUGCCGGUUAGGAGUUUCAAACAAGUUUUGCAGGAAAAGAUGAAGGAUGAUAAAGAUGAUUUGCAAGAUGCUUUGGGAUCGUUGACUUUGGUUAAGAAUGAUUUAGUCGGAUUUUGUGAUAGGAAUUUUAGACAAGUUACUGAUCAAAGGUAGAUUGCACAGAGAAAUCAAUUGUUA